Ilex paraguariensis (yerba mate) is the source of this 591-nucleotide messenger RNA. NCBI's taxonomy places the organism in Eukaryota, Viridiplantae, Streptophyta, Magnoliopsida, Aquifoliales, Aquifoliaceae. The record is from the annotation of a GenBank genome assembly.
AUGGCGGCGAAGAAGCUGUGUGAGAGUUUUUCCAAGGGUUUGAUCGAAGAGGUACAAAAAUGGGGUAGUAUGAAGCAGACGGGUGUGAGUCUCAGGUAUAUGAUGGAGUUUGGGUCCACACCCACCGACAAGAAUUUGCUCAUUUCCGCUCAGUUUCUUCACAAAGAACUUCCAAUUAGGAUUGCCCGGAGGGCUAUUGAGCUCCAGACCUUGCCUUACGCCUUAUCCCAAAAGCCCGCUAUUCUCAAAGUAAAUAACUCUUUACCAUUUUCCUUCAUUUCAUUGCUCUUGAUUGAUGGGGGGAGGUUAUUGUGGUGGCGGCCCAAGGUGCGGGAUUGGUAUUUGGACUCUUUUCGUGACCUUAGAUCCUUCCCAGAGAUUAAGGAUAAGAUUAAUGAGUUGGAAUUCACCGAAAUUAUCAAGAUGAUUAAGGUCAGACACAACAAUGUUGUUCCUACAAUGGCUUUGGGAAUCCAACAGUUGAAGAAAAGUCUGGGUCCCAAGGUUGAUUACAAGGAUCUUGAUGAAAUUCACCAGUUUCUGGAUCGCUUUUACAUGUCAAGAAUUGGUAUUCGCAUGCUUAUUGGUUAG